AUGGAAAGUGGAAUGGUCCUGGUGGUUCUCCUCCUCGGUCUUCUCCUUGCCGUUGCUAGAUCGAGCUCGUCGCCUGAGCCGGUGGCCUGCGCACAUGGCACGUCCAACUGCACCGUGACCAAUGCGUACGGCUCCUUCCCGGACCGCACCAUCUGCCGUGCGGCCAACGCCACCUUCCCAAGCACAGAGCAGGAGCUCGUCGCAGCUGUGGCAGCCGCUGCCGCGGCCAAGCGUAAGGUCAAGGCGGCCACCAAGCACUCCCACAGCUUCCCCAAGCUAGCCUGCCCUGGCGGCAGCGACGGCACGAUCAUCAGCACGGAGCGCCUCAACCGGACGGUGAGCGUCGACACCUCCAGCGGCUUGAUGACGGUGGAGAGCGGCAUGCUGCUCAAGGAUCUGAUCCAGGACGCUGCCGCGGCCGGGCUAGCGCUGCCUCACUCCCCCUACUGGACCGGCCUGACCAUCGGUGGACUCCUGGCGACGGGUGCCCACGGUAGCUCAUUGUGGGGCAAGGGAAGCGCCGUGCACGAGUACGUGGUAGGAAUGAGGAUCGUCACGCCGGCGCCGGCUAGCCAGGGUUUCGCCGUUGUGAGGGAGCUCGGCAUUGGCGACCCCGACCUCGACGCGGUCAAGGUGUCCCUCGGUGUUCUUGGCGUCGUAUCCCAGGUUACACUGAAGUUGCAGCCGAUGUUCAAGCGAUCGGUGACGCUCGAGAAGCGCGACGACACUGAUUUCGCGGUGCAGGCGGCAGUGUGGGGUGAUCUGCACGAGUUCGGCGACAUGACGUGGCUGCCGUGGCUGCGAAAGGUCAUCUACCGCUCGGACGACCGUGUCACUACCUCUACACCGGGCAACAGCCUCAACGACUACAUCGGCUUCCGUGCCAACCCAACACUCAUGCUCACCGCCGCUAGAGCAGUGCAUGACUUCCUAGAGAAGUAUGAUAGUAACAUCGCCCGGUGGCUGGCGGCGAGGGUCCCAUCCACGUUGUUUGAGUUGCAUGGGAACGGGUUCACCACCAACGGCUCCUUCAAAGGGUUUCCGGUGGUGGGGUUCCAGAACCGCAUCCAGGCGUCUGGCACGUGCAUUAGUAGCCCAGAUAACUACGCUUGUCCAUGGGACCCGCGCAUCCCGGGCCCCUUCUUCUACAGCUCCGGCUUCAGCAUCGCCGUCUCCAAGGCACCUGCGUACAUCGUUGAGGUGCAGAAGCUCCGCGACCACAACCCGCGCGCCUUUUGUGACCUGGACGCCAUGCUCGGCGUGCUGCUCCGCUACGUGAGGUCAUCCUCCGCGUACCUCGGCAACUCUGAGGACUCCAUCAUCUUCGACUUUACAUACUACCGGAGCUUCACGGAGGGUGAGCCGCGGGCGCAUGCGAACGUGAUGGACGAGCUCGAGCAGCUGGCAUUGAACAAGUACGGCGCCAUUCCGCACUGGGGCAAGAACCGCAACUAUGCCUUCGACGGCGUCAUCGCCAAGUACCCCAAGGCCCAAGAAUUUCUCAAAGUGAAGGCCAGGUACGAUCCAGACGGUAUCUUCUCCAGCGAGUGGAGCGACCAGGUGCUCGGCAUCAACGGGAGCCCCAACGUCGUUGGAAGGGGUUGCGCCAUCGAAGGGCUUUGUGUCUGCUCUGACGACUCGCACUGUGCGCCAAUGCCAGGGAAGGGAAAGGGGAAGGACUACUCCUGCGUGUCGGGGAAGGUGUUCGUGGAAGCGAGGGUUUGCUCGCGCAGACCAUGCGGGAGCAUGCAAGAGCUAUGA
Molecule: messenger RNA, 1761 nt
Organism: Lolium rigidum
Lineage: Eukaryota; Viridiplantae; Streptophyta; Magnoliopsida; Poales; Poaceae
Product: probable L-gulonolactone oxidase 6
Exons: 2
Coding region: 1-1761 (586 amino acids)
Cellular component (GO): membrane
Molecular function (GO): FAD binding; D-arabinono-1,4-lactone oxidase activity
Source: RefSeq, a predicted model, not a curated record